Molecule: messenger RNA, 5623 nt
Organism: Thunnus maccoyii (southern bluefin tuna)
Lineage: Eukaryota; Metazoa; Chordata; Actinopteri; Scombriformes; Scombridae
Gene: secisbp2l
Product: SECIS binding protein 2-like
Exons: 18
Coding region: 296-3589 (1097 amino acids)
Biological process (GO): selenocysteine incorporation
Cellular component (GO): ribonucleoprotein complex
Molecular function (GO): mRNA 3'-UTR binding; ribonucleoprotein complex binding; selenocysteine insertion sequence binding
Source: RefSeq, a predicted model, not a curated record
AUUUUCCAGUCAGUUAAAAGAAAACGCUUUUCUGGUCCUCUGGGGCUUCCGUUCCAGGUGACUCCUAUUUCCACACUGACAGCGUUUUGCUUCGCUCUGCCAAAGCUACGAGCCAGUCUGCAGAGAGCGCAGCUAGCUGACGCAGAAGUGAAGGGUCCAGUAAGUAGGAAUUGGGUGUGAGUCACACUAAAGCCUUCAGUGAUUAUUAUUAUUUACAAUGAAGAAGUUAAAAAGGCCAACAUCCUGACGUCCACACUGUGGUCAAUGACGCUCUGUUGCGGCUUCGGUGACUGACAUGGACGCAAAUGACAAUAAGGAUGUGAAGCUUUCAGCCGAAGUGGAACCAUUCAUCCCACAGAAGAAAGGUCUAGAAGGAUCCCUAGUCAGCAUGAGUCUUUCUGGAGAGGCGGGUGGCGGAGGAGGAGGGGGCGGAGGUAUAGGAGGAGGUGGUGGAGGGGUGGAAACCACUCCCAUACCAAGCUACCUCAUCACCUGCUACCCUUUCGUCCAGGAGAACCAACCCAACAGACAACAUCCUAUGUAUAAUGGAGGGGAGCUGCGCUGGCAGCAGCCUAACCCUAGCCCUGGUGGUCCGUACCUGGCCUACCCCAUCUUGUCUUCCCCCCAGCCUCCUGUCUCCAAUGACUAUGCUUACUACCAGAUUAUGCCUACUCCAUGCCCACCUGUGAUGGGCUUUUACCAGCCCUUCCCUGGCACUUAUGCAGGGCCUGUGCAGGCUGGGGUGGUCAACCCUGUCUCAGCUGAUGUCGGUGAAAGGCCACUGCCUCUGGGGCCAACAUAUGGGAUGGCCAGUCAGCGGGGGAGAGGCAUGGUCCGACCUAAUGUUCUCCCAAAGCAACAGUUGGGGGUUUGCCAGCCUCCAAGGGGUCGCCGACCUCCAACCAGGAGUGUUGCUGUGCAGAAGGAGGUGUGCACCAUGGGGCCUGAUGGUAGAACCAAGACAGUCAUGCUGGUAGAUGCAGCUCAGCAGACUGAUUUUCCAGGUGAGGUGUCAGGGCGGUGUGUGGCUGAGCGGGCUAGUCCCCUGCUAUGGAAGAACCGAACAAAGAGAAGACGAGCGUCCCAUCCAGCUGAAAACUACAAUGAGCAGGGCGCCAGUGAGGCAGAUAUAGACAGUGACAGUGGCUACUGUAGCCCCAAACACAACCAGGCAGCAGGAGUGACACAACGAACAGCCGAGACUGCAGCAGCAUCCACGGGAGUAGAGGCUGGUGUCAUGACAGCAGGUACCUGGGUAAAUGUAGCCUCUCAGGGUACCCAGAAGUCCUGGGGGGACAGGAACGGCCAGUUCCACAGAGCAGACCAGAGGAAGAAUCCCGAACAGAGAAACUUCUCACAGGAUUUCCACAGUGGCUAUCCAGGGCGUGUGCUGCCCAAUCAAUCAGAACAAAGACUACAGCCAGCAGUGGUCACUGGCACUGAGCUCACCCCAGAGCCCCUCUACUUUGAGGAUGAAGAGGAGUUCCCUGAUCUAGCCACUGGGGGGGCUGCCCAACGCAGCGCCAAAUCAGAAUCUAUUCCAGCCCAGACGCAUACGCAACCCAAACUCCCCAAAAACCUGCUGGAUAACCUACCAGAAAACUCCCCCAUCAACAUUGUGCAGACACCCAUCCCUAUUACCACCUCUGUUCCCAAAAGGGCCAAGAGCCAGAGGAAGAAGGCUCUGGCUGCUGCCUUGGCCACUGCACAGGAGUACUCUGAAAUCAGCAUGGAACAGCAGAAAUUACAGGAGGCACUCACCAAAGCAGCAGGGAAGAAGAGCAAAACCCCUGUCGAGCUCGACCUGGGAGACAUGCUGGCAGCUUUGGAGAAACAUCAGCAGGCUAUGAAGGCCAGACAACUCACCAAUACCAAACCACUGUCCUUUACAGUUGGAACAACUACUCCAUUCCACAGUUCAGCCUCGACCAACUUGCCGUCCAUGUUGAAGGGUCAUCAGCAGCCAUACUCAGGCCCACAUAAUGCCCUGGAUUCCACUGCACCUCGUGUCAAGAGAGGGAAGGAGAGAGAGAUCCCUAAAGUCAAACGACCAACGGCCCUUAAGAAGAUUAUCUUGAAGGAGCGUGAAGGGAAGAAAGGGAAGACGAGUGUAGAACAAGAGUCUUCAGGCCAAGAGGAGCAUGGGGAGCACGGGGAUGAGUGUCUACAUUUUACUGAUGAUCUUGCACGAGAGCCUGCCUCCCAAGAAGAGAACGGUCUGAGUAUGCCCAGUGAUGCAUCCCUCUCCCCGGCCAGUCAGAACUCUCCAUACAGCAUCACCCCGGUAUCCCAGGGUUCUCCCGCCAGCUCCGGUAUUGGGAGUCCCAUGGCUUCAAAUGCCAUCACAAAAAUCCACAGCCGACGUUUCAGAGAGUACUGUAACCAAGUGCUGAGCAAGGAGAUCGACGAGAGCGUGACCCUCUUGUUACAGGAGCUGGUUCGCUUCCAGGAGCGGGUUUACCAGAAGGAUCCCACCAAGGCCAAGUCCAAACGCCGCCUGGUCAUGGGUCUCCGAGAGGUCACUAAGCACAUGAAACUGCAUAAGAUAAAGUGUGUCAUCAUCUCUCCCAACUGUGAGAAGAUCCAGGCCAAAGGUGGUUUGGAUGAAGCUUUAUACAAUGUAAUAGCCAUGGCUAGGGAGCAGGAGAUCCCGUUUGUGUUUGCCUUGGGCAGAAAAGCUCUGGGACGCUGCGUUAACAAAUUAGUGCCUGUUAGUGUGGUUGGCAUCUUCAACUUCUCUGGUGCCGAGGGUCUGUUUAACCGACUAGUGUCUCUGACAGAAGAAGCUAGGAAAGCCUACAAGGACAUGGUUUCAGCUCUGGAGCAGGAGCAGGCCGAGGAGGCUCUGAAAAACGACAAGAAAGUCCCACACCAUAUGGGACACUCCCGAAACCACUCCGCUGCCUCUGCCAUCUCCUUUUGCUCUGUCUUCUCUGAGCCUAUCUCAGAGGUCAAUGAAAAGGAGUACGAGACCAACUGGAGGAGUAUGGUGGAGACUUCAGAUGCCCUGGAGCCUGUAGAGGCUGAACCGAGCCGCCCUGCACCUUCCACAGCCCCCCAGAAAGACAGUGAGGCCACCGUCAGCACCGCCCCACCUAGCUCCACUGCUCCCCAGCCCAGGUUGGGGGUAGUGACACAGGCUAACGGAGAGAAAGACGAGGUCCGUGUUGACGACCGGCUGGAGCUGGCCUCUCAGCAGAGCACAGAGACGGGCUCAUUGGAUGGGAGCUGUAGGGGCCCGCUGAACUCCUCCAUCACCUCCACAACCUCCACCUUAGUGCCCGGGAUGUUGGAAGAGGCAGAGGAGGAGGAAGAGGAGGAGGAGGACUACACUCCUGAACCUAUAUCUGUGGAGGUGCCCACCCUCAGCAGCCGCAUCGAAUCCUGGGUGUCAAAGACCCUGGAGAACCUGCAGCUGGGAAAGAGCCAGGACAGUACAGAAGAGGAGGAGGAGGAGGAGGAAGAAGAUGAAGAUGAAGAAGAGGAGAGAGGGCAGAGUGAGGAAGAGGAGGGCCUCGAUUCAGCGGACAUCACAGAGACGAGGGUGGAGAGCAAAGAGCAGGUGGAGGCCAAGAAGGUCACAGGUUGAUGUCCUCUUCCUCCCUCUGUGUUCUUACUCAUUCCCUCUGUCCUCUGUUUCUCUCAUACAUCCCUCUUCAUAGGAACCAGCAGCCUUUCUCCCUUUGUCUCUAACCCCUGACACCAGACAUAAUCUCAGGUAUCCAACCAACUGGCCAACACUCACACACAGACCAGUAAUAUUUUACAGAGAAACUGACCAACUUGCAAAUACACAGGGUCGCAGACCAAACGACGACUAACAUAGUCUGUAGAAUAGUAACCGACACCAACCCCUCGCCAAUAAACAAACAAACAUUCAUCUUGUAAUUUAAAAGGAUGCCCUCACCUCUUCGGCCCAUAACCUGCUACACUUGAAUACAGAGGAAUGUUUUUGAUAUUCCUCCUCCGAGGCUGAACUCUCUUAGAGUCAGGGACGUUUCUGGGAGCGAGUGUUGAGCGUUUAAAAAAAAAAAAUAGAGAACUGCGGUCUGUUGCUCACAGAGGAAGAAGGUUGGAACCUUUCAGCUCCCAUCUUACUUCAUACAGAGCUCAGACGGUUUACAGCUCUGCGAAUAUUUGUGUGCUUGUGUGUGUUUUUACAGGCACAUAGUUUGCAUUUAUUUUGCUGUGUUCAUUAGCUUUAUCUUUGUACAUAAUGUGUUCAUGUGUGUGCUUUCUUUAACCUCACCGAGGGAAGGAGAGACAUGCAUUUCAGUUUAGUUUUACUCACAGAAUAUAACAGUGUCAGGGGUUCUGUCUUUCUUACCAAAACCACUCCUACCCAUCAGUCUUCAGAGUGUUUUUUUUAAUGUUCAAAUAACAACCUGUCCCAUUCUGUAUUCAGAUAAUUAAAAUGACUUAACUUCUAAGAAGCAAAACAAGCUUUGUGUAUAUAACCUGUCUAGGUGGUUCUGCUAUGUAAUAGUUUGUCAUAUUGAUCUUGCCUUGUGUGAAACUAUUUGGGGUUAUUUUCCUCUGACAGGAAUUGUCUUGAGUUCCCAGAUGCUGUGUGUGUUUCAUAAAAAGUGCACCUGUUUUGUUCUCUCUGGUGGUGUUUGUUCUCUGAUGGUCUGUCUACUAAAGGGGGGCUCUCAAGCUGUCUCUAACAAGGCUGGGUAAUGACCUAAUACCAUUUUUAGAAGCCUAUUUAUCAUCAACACUGAGCCCUUUUUUAAGUAUUUUCAUCCAAAUAGCUAUUUUGCAAGGGUUUUGUUAAAUGAGCUGUUGAAAACAGACCUUAGUAGUAAAGUUAGUGGCUAAAUUGGAGAGCAUUUAAGCCUUUCUGAGUAGUUUACAACAUUGUGAAAGAAUCCACAAACUGUUUUCAGUCGGUUUUUUUACCAGAGUUGACUCUAUUGUCUUAAAACUUGCCACUUAAAUCAAAGUAACCGAUAGACAAACAGGUGUUUACUGGUAGUCAUUAAGUUUCACAAUGCCCAAUGACCAAAAAAUAUUAACUGAAAUGAAUCCUUGUAGCGGUUUUCCAGAUUUUAUGUAGGCAUUCAGCUACAACUGCCAGUCUAAAGUCAGUCCACCACAGCAGAGGAGCUCCCUCAUCGGGGCAGAGUCACCACUCAAGUCAAACAAUUCGUCACAAAUACAUAUUAAUGAUAACUCCUUGUAAAUACAAGUGUACAAAAGAGAUUUUGAUUUUGCAUUGUAUUAAAAAAAAUACAAUCACCCUGUUCUUAAAGCCAUUUGAUAGUUUUUAACAUUUUAUCAGUUGGAAUCCAAUUUGAUAACGGUAUUUGAUAGUGAAUCAUGGUGAGAUUUCAGCCAGUUAAUGGUGAUGCAGCGUGUUAAUGCAGUAUGUCGGGCUGUAUGCAAUGUGAAGCCCUGUGAUGGGAGAUGACAGUGUACUGAAUAUCAUACUCUGGAUUAUGAAAGUAUUUCUGGUUUGAUAAAAGGUACGCUGUAUGUAGGCUUUGUGUUGCUAUCACUUCCAUCAAAGUGUUUGAAGUAUGUUCGUUGACAGCAAGUGUGUUUUUUGCACUAUGUAAAUACAGUACUGGUAAAGGUCUUGUAACUAAUGUGAACAAAAAAGCAAAACAAAACAAAACAA